Messenger RNA from Colletotrichum karsti, 879 nucleotides. RefSeq names its product 26s proteasome regulatory subunit s5a. Gene Ontology annotation, molecular function: polyubiquitin modification-dependent protein binding. The transcript has 2 exons. Bases 1 to 879 code for a protein of 292 amino acids. The record is from RefSeq and is a predicted model, not a curated record. Gene Ontology annotation, biological process: proteasome-mediated ubiquitin-dependent protein catabolic process. NCBI's taxonomy places the organism in Eukaryota, Fungi, Ascomycota, Sordariomycetes, Glomerellales, Glomerellaceae. Gene Ontology annotation, cellular component: proteasome regulatory particle, base subcomplex; cytosol; nucleus.
AUGGUUCUCGAAGCGGUGAUGGUCGUUGUCGACAACAGCGAAAGCAGUCGCAAUGGCGACUAUCAGCCCACAAGAUUCGACGCCCAAGCCGAUGCCGUCAACGUUGUCUUCCAGACAAUCACCAACGGCAACCCUGAGUCCUCGGUCGGCCUGAUGAGCAUGGGUGACAAGAGCCCGGAGGUGUUGGUCACCCUCACCACAGAUCAGGGCAAGAUUCUCGACGGCCUGCAUCGCACGAAGACCAAGAUCAAGGGAUCAUCACACCUUGCAACAGGGAUCCAGGUCGCUGGCCUCGCCCUCAAGCACCGUCAGAACAAGUCCCAACGACAACGGAUAAUCGUCUUCGUUUGCUCCCCCAUCGAGGAGGAGGAGAAGAAGCUGGUUCAGCUGGCGAAGAAGAUGAAGAAGGGCAACGUCUCGGUCGAUUUCGUACUGUUUGGCGAUUUGGACGAUGAUGACACGCAGAAGAAGCUGCAAGCGUUCAACGAGAGUGUUAAGGGCGGCGAGGGAUCUCACCUCGUGGUCAUCCCGCCCAGCAGCAAGCUUCUCAGCGAUCAGCUGAUCUCGAGUCCGAUCCUCCUCGGCGAGGCAGCGGGCGGCAGCGGCGGCGGGGGCAUGGAGAGCGGUGGCGGUAACUUUGGCGAGUUCGACUUCGACCCGGCCAUGGACCCGGAGCUCGCUCUUGCUCUGCGUAUGAGUAUGGAGGACGAGAAGGCGCGGCAGGAGAAGAAGGCGCGCGAGGAGGCCGAGGUGUCGGGCAAGGGAUCGCUCGAGGACAUCAAGGAGGAGGGCGAGAACGCGCCCCUCCUCAACAAGGACGGAGGCGAGUCGAGCAAGAAGGGUGACAAGAAAGAUGACGACAGGAUGGACACCUCGUAG